UGUGUGAUCCGUUUCUCUGUGUCAGACCAGUUUCCCAGAAUAGCAACUCGUGCAGCUUGUCUGCUGCCGCGCGCUGGAGGAGAUGGAGGAGGAAGUCAGUGGUGGAUUUAACAACUGUUGCUUUUGAUGCUGUUGCUGCUGCGGAACCAACUACCUUUCAGUUCGCGCUGCAUGGUACAUGUCGGACAAGAAUGAAUCCAAUUCCAAGACGAGACAUGCAGACGGGAUCAAUGUGCAAGUUCGUGGGAUUAUAUAAACUCCUCUGUAUUUAAGGGAGGUGGAGACAACUUACCACCCCCUACCCCCUCCCUCCAGUUUUGACUGAAAUUAUCAACACAUUUUGCACAAGGGAGCCACUUAAAGCACUCCCUAAAGAAUCUGAGAUGGAGGUUUCCGAAGACUAUUCUUCUAGACAGCAUUGCCAAGGGAUAGCCGGCGUUGGUCACCGGAGAUUUCCUCCAACCCCAACCUGUGCAACCUGAGCCCAGGCCCAGGGAUUGUGUCAUGGACAACGUCUCCCAGUAACGGCCAAUGCUCUCCCAGUGAGGAGAACUCGAGAAUGUUGGUGGAUAUCUCAGCGCCUAAUGGACAGACGGUUCCUCAAUGUCCUACUUCCCCAAAUGUGCUGACAAUUAAGCAAGAGGAAGAGGUGGCGGAAGAGGCUGACAACAGCAGCCUGGCACCUGAAGAAAUUGGCCAAACAGGGGAUGAAGGAGCAGCAGUGGAGGACUCUGUGGUUGGCAGCCUAAGCAACGUGCAGAACGGGUUAUCUGGGCCAAAUGCACCGGCUGACGCAGGAAAUCGACAAUCGCAUGGUGACAGGCCGUUCCAGUGCAACCAGUGUGGCGUGUCGUUCACCCAGAAGGGAAACCUGCUGCGACACAUCAAGCUGCACACGGGUGAAAAACCCUUCAAAUGCCCCUUCUGUAACUACGCCUGCCGGCGCCGUGAUGCCCUCAGUGGUCAUUUGCGGACUCAUGCUGUUGGCAAACCACAUAAAUGCAACUAUUGUGGACGGAGUUACAAACAACGCACAUCUUUGGAGGAACAUAAAGAGCGUUGCCACAGUUACCUGCAGGGUAUUGGCUUGGACCCUACCACCAACACUGGCUCUUACACAGGUGAGGUUCCAAAAGAUCCCAAGCCCAUGGCAGAGGCCAACAGUAUGGCUACAUUUGACCGGCCCCCUGUUAUUGAAAGGCUGCACAAUUUAGGCAAGAGGAAGAGCACCACCCCUCAGAAAUUUGUGGGUGAGAAGAUGGUUCGUUACAGUUAUCCUGAUAUAGGCUUUGAAAUGGGCCUUAAGUAUGAAAAGCAAGCUGAGCUGCUUCCAGCCCACAUGAUGGACCAGAACAUCAACAAUACCAUGACAUACCUGGGAUCAGACCACCUACGUCCCAUGCUCCAUCAUCCUGGUCCUCCUCUUUCUAUGGCUGAGGUGGUACCAAUUGUAAACCCCCUCUACCAUCAUGUCCUGCCGCUGGGCCAACGAACAGAACGUCCAGGAAACUGUGACACACUUCCACUACAGUCAGCUCAACACCAUGAGUUCCACAGCCAUCCCACUUCAAAUGGUCCCACUGUCUUAACCAGGCAGAUCAAGCCACCCCAGCCAGGACAGGAGGACUCACCCAGCAACAGUGGUGCUGACUCUGCUGACUCAGCUCGCAGCAGCCCUCAGGAGAGGCAAAGCUACCACAGCAACAAUGCCCCUCCUGGCCUCAGGUCUCGAGCCAGUCCAGCUGUGGCCUAUUCAGGUGAGCGGGUUAGAGAUGCUUCCCCCAGAAGUGGGGCAGGAGUUGUAACUGGGAUGAUGCGAGUGGCAGCAGAAAGACCUGCAAACCAGGAAGGGGUGCGGGUAUUUGGGCGAGAGGGCCAUGAGUUGCGGGCCUUCCAGUGUGAGCACUGUCGAGUGCUCUUCCUGGACCAUGUCAUGUACACCAUUCAUAUGGGUUGCCACGGUUACAGAGAUCCACUGGAGUGCAACAUCUGUGGUCACCGAAGCAAAGACCGCUAUGAGUUCUCCUCUCACAUAGUCCGUGGGGAGCACACCUUCCAGUAGGUUGUGGGUCAGAAUCAAGGGGAAGAUUAAGAGAUAAAUGGAGCAUUAGCCUGAUAACUAUAUUGAUCCCCUCUGAAACUGCAUCCUCAAAUGGCACUGGUGACAAGUGUAGCACAAUCAAAGACUUCUUUUUAAGCUACUUAUUGUGAAUUGGAACUGAUGAACAAAUAAAUGAAGGUAUGGGCCAAAGACAAAUUUUCUACUUAUUUAAUUAAUGUAGAGCAAAGAAGGUAAGUUUUUUCUGUUUUAUUUUCUUUUAUAUUUU
Messenger RNA from Melanotaenia boesemani (Boeseman's rainbowfish), 2327 nucleotides. It is a transcript of the gene ikzf2, whose product is annotated as IKAROS family zinc finger 2. Gene Ontology annotation, molecular function: DNA-binding transcription factor activity; RNA polymerase II cis-regulatory region sequence-specific DNA binding. Gene Ontology annotation, biological process: regulation of transcription by RNA polymerase II. Lineage: Eukaryota; Metazoa; Chordata; Actinopteri; Atheriniformes; Melanotaeniidae. The transcript has 10 exons. Bases 560 to 2062 code for a protein of 500 amino acids. The record is from RefSeq and is a predicted model, not a curated record.